GUCAGGCUCCCCGAUCCCAGGCGGUGGGUCUCUGACUGCCCCCGGCUUGGCUUGUGCUGUUGCUCGGCUUCCCGCCUUAACAGUCAGCGCUGCCGGAGUUUGGAUACUAAGGGGCGGGGAAGAAAGAUUCUCUCAGCAUGAGGUGCUCCCUGCAGGCAGUGGCACUCUGGGGGAGGAAGGCCCCUCCACACAGCAUCACUGCCAUCAUGAUCACUGAUGACCAGCAGACCAUUGUGACUGGAAGUCAAGAAGGUCAGCUCUGUCUCUGGAAUCUCUCACCUGAACUAAAGAUUUCAGCUAAAGAACUUUUAUUUGGUCAUUCGGCUUCAGUAACAUGUUUGGCAAAAGCAAGGGACUUCUCUAAACAGCCCUAUGUCGUCAGUGCUGCUGAAAAUGGGGAGAUGUGUGUUUGGAAUGUCACGAACGGACAGCGUGUGGAGAAGGCCACGCUUCCUUACAGGCACACUGCAAUCUGUUAUUACCACUGCUCCUUCCGGAUGACAGGGGAAGGCUGGCUUCUGUGUUGUGGAGAAUAUCAAGAUGUUCUUAUCAUUGAUGCUAAAAGUUUAGCUGUUAUUCACACUUUUAUAUCAUCUCAGUCUCCUGAUUGGAUCAACUGCCUGUGCAUUGUACACUCCAUGAGAAUUCAAGAAGAUUCUCUCUUGGUGGUAUCAGUAGCUGGUGAGCUCAAAGUAUGGGAUCUCUCUUCAUCUAUCAACAGCAUUCAGGAAAAACAAGAUGUCUAUGAGAAGGAAUCCAAAUUUCUCGACUCCCUGAACUGCCGGGCGAUACGAUUUUGCACAUAUACAGAGAGACUUUUAUUGGUGGUAUUUUCUAAAUGUUGGAAGGUUUAUGACUAUUGUGAUUUUUCCCUUCUGCGGACUGAAGUUAGUAGAAGUGGGCAGCUUUUUGCUGGUGGAGAGGUGCUUGCUGCUCACAGAAUCAUCAUCUGGACAGAAGAUGGUCACAGUUACAUCUAUCAGCUGCUGAACAGUGGGCUUUCAAAAAGCAUAUACCCUGCUGAUGGAAGAGUGCUUAAAGAGACCAUUUAUCCUCAUUUACUGUGCUCUACUUCUGUGCAGGAAAAUAAGGGCCUUUCCUUUGUUAUGGGCUACAUGAAUGAAAGGAAAGAGCCUUUUUAUAAGAUACUGUUCUCUGGAGAAAUCUCAGGAAGAAUUACUUUGUGGCACAUCCCUGAUGUUCCUGUAUCCAAGUUUGAUGGUUCUCCUAGAGAAAUACCAAUAACUGCCACCUGGACCCUUCAAGAUAAUUUUGAUAAGCAUCAUACCAUGAGUAUUAUCGACUAUGUCUCUGGGGCUGCAACAGUGGCAGUCACUUCAUCAGAGUAUGUUUCAAGUCUUGAUAAACUAAUAUGUGGCUGCGAAGAUGGGACCAUUUUCAUUACACAGGCUUUGAAUGCUGCCAAAGCAGGACUUCUAGAAGGCGGUUCUUUAUUAAAAGAUUCCCUUCCUUACAAAGUGCUCAAAGGCCAUCACCAAAGCAUUACUUCAUUACUUUAUCCACAUGGUCUCUCUUCAAAAUUAGACCAAAGUUGGCUUGUGUCUGGAGACCAGGAUUCAUGUGUCAUCUUGUGGAAUAUCUUUACUGAAGAAAUUCUGCAUAAAUUCUUUUUGGAGGCUGGUCCAGUAACAAGUCUUUUGAUGUCACCAGAGAACUUCAGACUAAGAAGUGAUCAGGUGAUUUGCUGUGUAUGCAGUGACCAUUCCGUGGCUCUCCUUCACCUUGAGGGGAAGAGGUGCCUUCUGCACGCCCGGAAGCACCUUUUCCCCGUGAGGAUGAUAAAAUGGCACCCGGUUGAGAAUUUUCUCAUUGUUGGAUGUGCUGAUGACUCCGCUUACAUCUGGGAAAUUGAUACAGGCACUUUGGAAAGACAUGAAACAGGAGAACGAGCAAGAAUUAUUCUCAAUUGUUGUGAUGAUGCACAGCUUCUAAAGCCUGAAUCUGUACUUCCAGUUACCUCAGAGACACAUAAGCACAAAAGUAUAGAACAGAGAUCCUCCAGCCCCUGUCAAUUUGGGUCAAUACCUUGCCCUGGUCUGCAGGUGGAGUCUUCAUGUAAGGUUGCUGAUGUCAAGCCUUUCUCAGGACCUUUUAAUGUCUUGCCUGUGAAGACAAAAUGGAGUAACAUUGGCUUUCAUAUCCUUCUAUUUGAUCUGGAAAACCUUGUUGAACUUUUGCUGCCAACUCCAAUCUGUGACGUUGACCCUUCCAAUUCAUUCUACGGUAGUGAGAUCCUGAGAAGAGCUAAAAGCACAGUUGAGAAGAAAACCCUGACGCUGAAAAGAAAUAAAACUGCCUGUGGUUCUCUCUCAGCAGAGGCACAGGUGAAACCUGUUAGUGAGAACCCAGCCCAGGGAGAUAAUACUGUCAAAUCCUUAGAAGAAAAUGAUGGCAUUAAAAGGCACAAGAAAAUAAAGAACUCCAAAAAGAUGCACCCUAAGCCAUCAAGAAAAGUGGAUGCCAACAUCACAAUAGACACAGCUAAAUUGUUCCUCUCUUGCUUUUUGCCGUGGGGAGUAGAUAAAGAAUUCGAUAACCUAUGCAUUAAGCAUCUCGAUAUUUUAAAGCUUCAGGGUUCUGUUUCUUUAGGACUUGCCUCAAAUGAAGAUCACUUAUCACUGAUGCUGCCGGGUUGGGAUUUAUGCAAUGUGGAAAUGAAAAAAGACUAUUCAAAAGUAAAUUUAUUUUCCAAAAAAGUUUUGGACUUGUCAAAUAAAUACAUGUCCACUCUUCCAAAUCAGGUUGUGAUGCCAAGAGGACUGGAAAAUAAUUGUGAUUCAUUGCAAGAGUCAAACACCCUAAACACAAUAGUUUAUUUAUUGAGCAGACUAUUUGCAGUUAAUAACUUAGUUAACACACCUUUAGAGUUGGCAUGUGGAAUUGACAGAUCUUUCAAAAUGGAAUCUGUGCACAACAAGGCGAAAAGUCUUGGGAAUGAGAUUUCAAAUAUUUCAAGCUUCUAUGGUUACUUACGAAAUGGUAAAAGUGAAUCCCAUAUACCUGAAGCUGACAUUUCACUUUUGAAGCUAAUUUCCUGUUGGAGAGACCAGUCUGUGCAGGUAACUGAAGCAAUACAAGCUGUUCUCUUGGCAGAAGUUCAACAGCAUAUGAAGACCCUGAGUAAGAAAGCAGACAACACUCAACCAGGGUCCAUGACAGAGGACGUUCACUGUGCGAUGAGGCAGAUUCUGCAGAAGACGGAAUGGACCCGGGAGGAGUUAGAGUUACACUGUACUACAGACACCUUGCCUCUGCAAACUCCAGUCAGUCCGGUCAAGCAUGACAGCGACUCAAACUCGGCAAACUUCCAAGACACUGAGGACAUGCCUGACAGAUGUGUCUUGGAAGAGUCUGAGAGUCCAGGUAAGCCAAGGCAUCAUUCAUGGAUAGCAAAGGUGUGCUCCUGCAAACUGUGCUAAAUGGAAUCUUAUCUAUAGGAAUUGGAUUUGGACAAACUAUGAAACCCAAACAUUCCAUAUGUUUAUUGUUGUAUUAAAAACUAUGCUGUUAUCGGUCAAGUUAUUAGACUGUAAGUAGAUUUGCUAAUGCCUUAGGAAGGAUGUAGUGAAAAUGUAAUUACUGAUUGAAAAUAUCCAAAUUGAUCUAAUUUUUGAAAAUCAUUGUGGAAAUCAUGGCUAUAUUCCUGCCUCUUACUUUCCUUUAAAAUUUACAACAAGCAAUGCUAGUCUGAAGAUACAAAUUUAACACCGUUUUAGAUUUUCUUCCAUCUUUUCAGUUCCUAAAUAAUAUAGGCAACAUUAAAAUCAUACUGCUUUUAAAUAAUGUAAGAUACAAUGCUUCUAAAUUUAAUGCUGCUUCAAUGUAUUUAAUCUAAAACUUUACUAAAUUCAUUUGAUUUGGUAGGUUAGGACAUUUUGUUUUAGUAUAUGCUUUAAUAUGGAUCAGUCACCCUGCCAUAAAUCUCAUCAAAGCAUGAAAUGUGGUGAACAAAUAGCUAGUUCCAUUUAGUGAUCAAUUAGCCCAAAUAUGUGAUAGACAGUAUAACAGGGACCAAUCUUAUGUGGUUAGGUUCAUUUGGACUUCUCAUGACAUAGAAGCUAAUGUCUUCAGCCAAAGGCUGAUCUUAUUGGCCAUAUGGAUGUGAACUAUAUAUCUACUUACAGCAUAUCACAAUUGAUCCUUAUUAAGUAUAAACUCUUGUAGUUCUUUUCCCAGAAAGAAGCUUGACUAGCAGGAAUUUUUAAACUGAAAUAUGUGAAGCAAUAUAAACAGGAACAAAGUGCUCAUCUAUUAAGGCCCUUAGUGAUCUGAUUUAUUUUCUGUGCCUUGUAUUGUAUAAUUCCUGGAUUUAUAGAAAAUCAUCGAAAAGUGGUGUGCAUAUAAAUACAAAUAUUGUCUAAUCCAUAAAGAUGGAAAUAAAAUGUUAAGUUUA
This is a messenger RNA of Hyaena hyaena (striped hyena), 4414 nucleotides long. It is a transcript of the gene WDR72, whose product is annotated as WD repeat domain 72. The transcript is spliced from 20 exons. Gene Ontology annotation, molecular function: protein binding. Gene Ontology annotation, cellular component: cytoplasm. The coding region runs from base 138 to 3440 and encodes 1100 amino acids. NCBI's taxonomy places the organism in Eukaryota, Metazoa, Chordata, Mammalia, Carnivora, Hyaenidae. Gene Ontology annotation, biological process: protein localization to plasma membrane. The record is from RefSeq and is a predicted model, not a curated record.